This is a messenger RNA of Dromiciops gliroides (monito del monte), 990 nucleotides long. Its product is annotated as olfactory receptor 10AC1-like. Bases 1 to 990 code for a protein of 329 amino acids. Gene Ontology annotation, cellular component: membrane. Gene Ontology annotation, molecular function: G protein-coupled receptor activity; olfactory receptor activity. The transcript has a single exon. The record is from RefSeq and is a predicted model, not a curated record. Gene Ontology annotation, biological process: G protein-coupled receptor signaling pathway. Lineage: Eukaryota; Metazoa; Chordata; Mammalia; Microbiotheria; Microbiotheriidae.
AUGAGCCUGAGGCCAGAGGCCAACUGGACCGCACGGCCGCCGCGGGACUUCGUCAUCCUGGGCUUCUCGGGCUGGCCCCGGGGGCUGCGGGCGCUGCUCUUCGCGCUGGGCCUGCCCCUGUACGCGGCCACGCUGGCCGGCAACGGGCUGAUCGUGGCCCUGGCGGCCGCCGACCGUGCGCUGCGCACGCCCAUGUACUUCUUCCUGGGCUCGCUGUCCGCGGUGGAGGUGGCCUACACGCUGGUGCUGACGCCGCGCACUCUGGCCGGCUUCCUGCUGCCCCCCGGGGGCCAGCCGCUGCCGGCCGCCGCCUGCGCGGCCCAGAUGGGCCUCUUCGUGGCCCUGGGCGGCGCCGAGUGCCUGCUGCUGGCCGCCAUGGCCCUGGACCGCUACCUGGCCAUCUGCCGCCCGCUGCGCUACCCGCAGCUGGUGACCCCGGCCUUGUGCUGGCGGCUGUUGGCCGCCUGCUGCGCUGGUGGCGCCGUCCUGGCCCUGGCGCUCACCACAGCCAUCUUCAGGCUGCCCUUCUGCCGCGGCCGCCUGGUCAACCACGUGUUCUGCGACCUGCCCGCGCUGCUGGAGCUGGCCUGCGGGGACAAGGCUCUGCAGGAGCGCGCGCUGCUGGCCGCCUGCCUGCUGCUGCUGGUGCUGCCGCUGGCACUCAUCCUGCUGUCCUACGCGCGCGUGCUGGCGGCCAUCCUGGGCGCGGGGGCCGCGGGGGCCGCGGCCCAGGGCCGCCGCAAGGCGCUGGCCACCGUGGCCUCGCACCUCACCGUGGCCGUGCUGCACUACGGCUGCGCGACAGCCAUGUACGCGCGGCCGCUCGAGGGCCGCUCGCCGGAGCAAGACAAGCUGGUCUCAUUAGUCUACAUCUACCUCACGCCCCUGCUCUACCCGGCCAUCUACACGCUGCGCAACCGGGAUAUGCAGGACGCCCUGCGCCGGGCGCUGGCGGCCCGGCGCCAGGCCGGGCCGGGCUGCCGGGGCUAA